Messenger RNA from Rhipicephalus sanguineus (brown dog tick), 1793 nucleotides. RefSeq names its product interleukin cytokine-related protein 17.1. Bases 505 to 918 code for a protein of 137 amino acids. Gene Ontology annotation, cellular component: extracellular region. The record is from RefSeq and is a predicted model, not a curated record. Lineage: Eukaryota; Metazoa; Arthropoda; Arachnida; Ixodida; Ixodidae. Gene Ontology annotation, molecular function: cytokine activity. The transcript has a single exon.
AAAGCGCGCCGCCUUCCUCAACGGUGGCUCACUCACCGUCAACCAAACCGCCCCCGUCAAACCAGAGACGGCUGUUUUAUUGUUAAGUUUUGUUUUGUUUCGUUUCGUUUCUUGCCAUCGCCAACCGGUCAAGUCAGCCGCGCCUUCAAGGACGGACGCACGCAAUGUUGCCGCUCUCUUAGCUGUCGUUGCAAUAUGAAAGCGAGUGGAAAACUUGCAAGUCGUGCGAAAACAUCGCGGAGCACAAACAACUCGCCGGCAGUACGGUACGUGGCGUCUCUUCGCUUCGGUUGUGCUAGCGUGUCGUGACAUUGCUGGCGUUAGUAACGAGCUGAACGUACUGACAGUCUGUUGAUAUUGCCGAGGAAUCCGUGAAGCAGCUGAGUUUUAAAGGUAGCUAGGGCUUCUUUCUGUCCUUCGAGGACUCGCAGCUCGCUUUCGUCACCCAGGAAACGAAGGCUUGUCUUGACUCUGGCUGUAAACUGCGACUUCAUCAGCUCAAGAAUGCCACUUAGAGAACUUGCCACAGUCGUCGCCCUUUUGGUAGGCCUGACGUCACUGCGGGGCGCGUCCGCCGAGGGACUUUGCACGCCCUCUCCUGAGGCGACCGACAUUGCCGACCGCGCGACCUGUCCCUUCAAGAUGUCCAUGGACGUGGACCCUUCUAGGAUCCCUUCCGAGUUGCCAGUGACCAAGUGCAACUGCCCGGACAGUCUGUGUAGUGACAAGGGUGACUACCGCUGCCAAGAGGUGAAGAGUACGUUUAAAGUGGCCUACCGAGGCGCGUCGUCAGAGUUGACCAACAAGACGCUGGAACUGACUACGGCCUGCGUGUGCGUUGUGAGCAAGUCGGCCGGAGCAGUGUGGGGCGGCCAGAGAACCACAGGUGGUGAUCCCCAUAAGCCGGCGAAGUUCUAGUCGCGUUCGUUUAUGUCUGGAUUUUUUUGCGGCAUCGAAGUGUGCAUGUGUGACUCGUGAGUUGACGUCACUAUGACGAAUUUCCGCCGUGCAUGGUCCUGUGGUCCUUAAUCUGACGGAUAGCGUAUGCCGUGGCCGCUUUAUUAAUGGCAUAACCCUGUACUUGUAUUCGAAGCAUUGCCGACAACAUGGGGCCGGACGGAAGUAUGUUGUUAGUGCUUUUCUUCGGUGUCUCAUUUUACGUCUUCUACCGCCAAUUCUUUUUGUUUACUUUUGUAUUAUUCUUCCUUGUGAUCAGAGAAAGCGGCUAUUCGUACAACGUUGGCCUUUCUGCGAUCACACUAUUUGUCACUUCUUUUGUGAGCGCCGUGCACUACAACAGGAUAGAAACGUAGAACGACUUGACUAGCAUUAAGCAAGUUUUGUGCUGUAUGAGAUACCAGAUGCGGCUACGGUUAAUCGUCGCAACAACGCGUGGUUUAUCUUUCAUUGGCUUUAUCUGAUCACGUGUGAAAGAAGUCGGGGCGCAUUGCGCAAUGUAAUGUCUAUGAUUGUAAGGCACGGUCAUGUGUCUUCGUCCGACUGUUCUACAUCUUCUCGUUGUUGUGGUUAGGUGGGAGACAAUGCAUCUUCUUUUUUUUUGGAGAACAAGGCCGAGGUUUUAAUGGCGGGGCCCGAGCAAAUGGUGUUUACAAAACGCGAUACGACAGCUUUCGCAUUUUCAAUUCAUAAAGCCUUGGACUUCAAUCAAUAAUCUAGAGUCUUCUAAAAAAUUACAGCAUCUCCCCAGCUAAACACGCCGCUGAAUUUGUAUCGCUCUCUGAUUGUUCAAAUUACAUUAUGCUUCCUUGGAAAUAAAGUGCAUGUUGUUAUUU